AUGCAGGGAAGUAACGUGAUGGAGGACCAAGAUUUAAGAGACAUGGGGAUCACUGACCCAGGGCACAGAAAGAAAAUCCUCCAUGCAGCACGCGGCUUGCCCAAGGUGAAACCACUGGGUUGUGAUGGCAGCACAUCUUUAGCCUCUUGGUUGGACGGCCUUGGCCUGCAUGAGUAUCUUCCCAACUUUCUCUCCAAUGGCUACCGAACCCUGGAGUGUGUGAAGAACUUGUGGGAGCUGGAAAUUGUCAAUGUUAUUAAGGUCGGGCCCUUAGGCCACAGGAAGAGGAUUAUUGCAUCUCUAGCAGAGAGACCCUAUGAAGAAGCUCCCUCUAAAUCCCGUCGGCUGUCCCCAAUUAUGUUCCAUGACCUCCUAUCCCAGACCACUUCGCCCCUCAGUCAGUUGGACCCCUACACCAGUCGCUCCAUGGACAUGCUCCUCCCCCUGACUGAGUCGGACCGGAGGCGAAGAGCAGUCGAUCAAGACUGCAGCAUUUCGCUGCGAUCCUACAAUGAGAGGCCGCGCUCUGUAGACAGACACAGUGAACGACAUAAAGAGUCUCGAUUGAACCUCCGGCCGCCGAGCCACUCUGCCACGUACGCCACCGUGUCCGCCUGGCAUCACCAGCCUGAGAAGCUCAUCCUGGACUCCUGCAGGUACGAGGCAACAUAUUUAGGAUCAUUGAUAAUCAGGGAUUUACGAGGGAUUGAGUCCACACAAGAUGCCUGUGCUAAAAUUAGGAAAUCAAAGGAUUCCAAAAAGGGCCCAGUUGUCAUACUGUCCAUCACCUACAGAGGUGUCAAGUUCAUUGAUGCUGCCACUAAGACGAUAGUUGCAGAGCAUGAAAUCAGAAACAUCUCGUGUGCCGCCCAGGACCCGGAUGACCUCUGUACCUUUGCUUACAUCACCAAGGACUCUAAGAGUGGCCACCACUUCUGUCACGUCUUCAGUACUGUGGAAGUUAUCCAAACAUAUGAGAUCAUCUUAACACUGGGACAGGCAUUUGAGGUGGCUUAUCAGAUGGCAGUUCAGUCCAGGGCGAGACACUAUGUGCCUCCAACAUCUCUGGGCUCAGAGUUCAUAGAAACCAAAACCAGCCGCCCAGUGUCUCAGUCGUGGAACAGCACGAGAAGAUCAGCGGGCGCCCCUCUGCUCGAAUGCCGCUGCUGUCACUGUCACACGUGUACUACCCACCGUCCUUCCUUCCUCCCGUUGCACUCUGUUAGCCCUGGAAUCCAGAUCGACCCCCUGGAGAUGGAUGCCGACAUGCAGUCGCUGGGCAGCACCACCUGGCUCUGCGACCAGCGGGACUCCAACAGGCGUCCCGUCAGCACCAACUCGCCCCAACGUUCAAGUUUCCGGACACCAAGCUGUGAGUUGAAGGGGAGCAGCUGAUGCGAGUGUGUUUGCGUGUGUUGAAUUAGUGCACAAAGCAGUGGGAAAAUGGUUAAAAGAGAGAGAGAGAGAGAGAGAGAGAGGGAGAAGGGGCCAAACAGCGUUACUCUGACAUUUAGAUCUCACUCUGUACACCUCCUGCUCCUCCACUGCCCCCGAGAUGAAUUCCCAACUCACAGUCAAAAGGUAACUUGUGGUCCCACAUCACUGGCUGAACAGGACCUGUAUAUCACUCCUGUCUCGAGAGAGAAAGGUCAAGUCUACUUCCUGGCCUCCGUGUGACUUACGGAUCUUGUCAUGUAGGUACUGUUAUGUAUAGAGCACUGUAGACCGUUAGUAACAUAGACCAUUAAUGAGAAUUUCUGUUGAUUCGGGUCUACUGAAGAUGGCAAGAGCGCGGUUUGAAAAGGGGUAACAAAAGAGAAAAAAAUAAACUGUACCAGCAUACAAUGCUUUGCCCAUAUUUGUGGUCAGAGUAUGGUUUGUUGUUGAAAAUGUGAUACUGUUUCAAAUUUCAAAGCAAUAUUAUAUUCAUGAUAUUAAAUAAUACAAAGCCUAAAGAAACCCUCCUAAGUCUGUUGUCAGCAUUGAUUUUCUUUACAUGGCUGAGCAGUUAAAAACAGACACAUUACACCAGCUGUUUGAAAUCAAAAGUGACAUUACAAGAUGGUAAUUAUUGUACAAUUGUGCUUUCAUUGUUUCCCCCACUGAACAAGAUUAGUGGGUGGUGCGACUUCUAAUCUAAACAAACGAUUAGCCCCGUUUGUGCCUCUCUUGUACUUUAUUAUUUCCAAGUUGCAGAGCUGAAGCGCUCACUGAUCUUUGGGAAAAAAAAGAAAGAAAGAAAGAAAGAAAGAAACAAAGAUUAGCACUGCUGUGUCAGUGUUGGUGUUCAGAGAACCAUCUAAGUAUGAACAAAAAAAUUAAAUGUCAAGUGACUGAUUUUAAGCGUAACAGGGAAUGACAUGAAUUACAACACUUCACUUUCUGCAACAUAUUUUUAAACACAGAUUUACCUUGUAUUUUUUACGUGCUGUACUAAACAUGUAAAAACAAAUAUAUAAUCUCUGUAACAAUGUCAGUAAAGUUUUAGCAAAAGAAACAAGUCAAAAAUCUUUGUGGCACAGGACCCUGGAAAUCCCCUAAAACAAGAAGAUGAAUUGUUAGCCGACCUGACAUGUUUGAGGCUUUCUGAACAUUUAGCUUGCAGCUGAUGCACAGCUCUGUAACUUCCCAUCCACCUCACUGAGACAGCAGAAAAUUCACUCAAAGUUAAAGGAGCAUCCCCACUGUUUUCUCAUAUUGUGCUUCGUUGAUGUAAACUGAUUUAAAAAAGCAAACAAAAAAAUUAAUUUUAUUAAGACUGUGAAGAAUUGUUCAACAGGAUGAAGAUUUCACAAAAGAGUAAAUUAAAGAUAUAGCCUAAAUAAUUAUACUCAGAUUUUUGAAACUUGCUUAAACACCUUUACCUUGAGUCACAAGGUUGCAUACUCUAUCACAGUUAGCUUUGUUAAUUUUAGAUUUUUUAAAGUUCAUAUUGAUUCAUCUUUGUUAUAGAGGAAGCCAACUGCACAACACUCACUUCCUAUGUACUGUUCCUAAGUACAAAUGAUUAUGG
Poecilia latipinna (sailfin molly) is the source of this 3013-nucleotide messenger RNA. RefSeq names its product ankyrin repeat and SAM domain-containing protein 1A-like. Gene Ontology annotation, cellular component: cytosol. Bases 1 to 1395 code for a protein of 464 amino acids. The transcript is spliced from 12 exons. Gene Ontology annotation, biological process: ephrin receptor signaling pathway. The record is from RefSeq and is a predicted model, not a curated record. Gene Ontology annotation, molecular function: ephrin receptor binding. Lineage: Eukaryota; Metazoa; Chordata; Actinopteri; Cyprinodontiformes; Poeciliidae.